AUGCCCUCUAACAUUCGGUUGUUUACAUAUGGUUCAACAAUUCCAUUGAACAUCUUGGGGACAAUAACUGUCAAAGUUGAACGCAAUGGAAAGCAAAUUCUUGCCCAGUUUGUAGUAGUCAACAACCGAGGAACAGGGUGCCUUUUGGGUCAUAAAUCUGCUACAGAACUAGACCUUCUGCAUGUUGCCAACUCAGUUUCCAUACAGUCUGAAGACAUUUCUUCAAAAAUUUCUGCUAAAUUUCCCAAAGUCUUUGAAGGUGUGGGCAAACUAAACGAUUUUCAACAAACUAUCCAUGUUGAUCCCAAAAUUCAUCCUGUUGCCCAAGCACCCCGCCGUGUCCCAUUUCAUGUUCGCCGCAAAGUAGAAGCCAAACUAGACGAGCUACAGCGCUUAGACAUCAUUGAGCCAGUCACUGGGCCAACACCAUGGGUGUCCCCCUUGGUUGUAGUGCCCAAGCCAAAUGGGGAGGUCCGUAUCUGUGUAGAUAUGCGUCAAGUCAACACAGCAGUUAUCAGAGAAAGGUACCCAAUUCCCACCGUAGAGGAGACUUUACAGGAUUUAACUGCUGCAUGUGUCUUCUCAAAACUCGACUUAAGAUGGGGGUACCAUCAGAUUGAACUUGACGAACAAUCAAGGCAUUAUACAACAUUUGCUACACACACCGGUCUCUAUCGCUACAAGCGCCUUAUGUUUGGUGUUUCUGCGGCACCAGAAAUAUACCAACAUGUGAUUCAACAAUCUCUCCAAGGGUGCCCUGGAUGCGAAACAUCUCGGAUGACAUAA
Molecule: messenger RNA, 786 nt
Organism: Paramuricea clavata
Lineage: Eukaryota; Metazoa; Cnidaria; Anthozoa; Malacalcyonacea; Plexauridae
Source: the annotation of a GenBank genome assembly